UUAAAAUCAAAUUUUAACUAAACAUUCUGAAACAAUAUCUAAAUACAUGUACAAAAAACAAAUUUGAACUAUUUAUAAAAAAUAAUCGCUUUGAAAAAAAUUGUCAAAAUAAUAGAAGAGUGAGAGACCGGCUCAAAGUUGCAGUAUUUCGCGGUUAAAAGUGUAACCAAUCACUUUGAAGCGAUGGCAGCGAUGCUGUGUUGCCAAACCUGCUGGUUUAUUAUAUUGAGGUAGGUCAGAGUGUGCACGUGUUUUUGAUCAACUUGGCCUGUUCGUUUUAUUCCUUAAAUAUAAACAAAUUAAAUAGAAAAAAUUGGCACGAUGGCGAAACAGUGUUUCUUCGUUGGGUGUGAUAAUAACUCUACAAAUAAUCCAGAAAAAUUAUUUCUUACUGUUCCCCAAAAAGUGGAUCGGAGGAAGUUAUGGUUUGAAGCUGUGGGAAGAACAUACAUACCUGGGAAAAGUUUGUACUGUUGUGAAGAUCAUUUUGAUUUGGAAAAGGAUGCUGAAAAUUGGAUUCAUUUCAAAUUAAUGGGUACACGCCUAAUGUUAAAAGACAAUGUGGUUCCAAGAAGCAUGGUGAGGAAAGAAACUUCGUCCCAAUUCACACCAACUUCAAGGAAACGUAAGAUGGAAACACAACAGCACAGUAGAGGGCUUCGAAGGAAACUGUUUCCUGAACCUACUGUACCUGGUACUUCACAGGAUGUAACAGAGGAUGUAGAAGAACUGCAAUUAAAAACAGUGGCUUCACCAUCUGGCAUGUUUGUUAGUGCAAAAUCGCCAGAAAAAUCAGUUUCUCCUUUAAGAACAAAAAGGAGAACUCUUAGAAAAGCAACUCAGACAAGAGUUAGCACAAAAGAUCAGUCAUCAAUGACCUCAGUUGAAGUGGCAGAUAAAAGCACAAACACUCUUCGAUCAUUAUCGUCACAAAUAUAUCAAAGCCCCCACAAACCUAUUCAGGGAUCAUCGACAUCAUUGUCAUCAUCCUCCCUUUCACUCCAAAGUGGAAGUGUUUAUGAGCCAUCAUCGGAGUCAUUGCAUGAAACUAAUAUGAUAUCCAAAGAACUAUUGGUGAAAGUGGAAAUAUUCAAAAUUGAAAAUAAUAGCAGAUUUUAUCUGGGCUUGCCCAAGUCAGAAUUUUUUUUCAUCAAAUUACUCCAAGAAGAAUUAGAAGUUCCUGUAGAACAUAUUUAUAUCGUUCUUAAGAAAAUACGAACAGAUGACCAAUUUGUACGAUUAGGGACAGAUUUUGCAUUAAGCACUAGUGGUGUCAGUAAUAUAUUUUCAAAAACAUUGCCAAAAAUAGCUACAAAACUCAAUGAGUUAAUUUUUUGGCCUGAGAAAAGUAAAAUUCAGCGAGUUCUACCUAGGCAGUUUCAGACGUAUUAUAAAGAUGUUGAAGCAAUCAUUGAUUGCUUCGAAAUACAGAUUGAAAGACCUAGUGCAGCUUAUCAGCAAGCUUUAACCUGGAGCAAUUAUAAAACUUGUAACACAUGCAAGUAUUUAGUGUCAAGUACUCCAAAUGGGCUAAUUAAUUUUAUAUCAGAAGGGUUUGGAGGUCGCACAUCAGAUGUAGAAAUAAUUAAGCAAUCAGGGUAUUUGACCGUUGUAGCUGAAAAUGCAACUGUAAUGACCGAUAGGGGCUUCAAGCAAGUAGCAGGGCUUUUCCAGAAAAAAAAGGUGAAUCUAGUCAGACCUCCCAGCGUCACAAGCACCAGAAAAAUGACGAAGGAUGAGGUAGGUCAGUCGAAACUUGUCGCAGCGUUGAGGAUCCACAUUGAAAGAUUAAUUCGUAGGAUCAGAGAAUUUCGAAUGUUGGGUCCACAUGCUACCACAGAUCAUAAUUUGGUGCCACUUUUGGAUCAUAUUGUAAUUGUUGCUUGUGGUUUGAUAAAUUUGCAAGGUCCAUUAAUACAAUAGUUUUUACAUGGUUUUUAUUUGUAUUUUAUUGGAAACAAUAAAUUAAUUGUAUAAAUAGAA
Messenger RNA from Zophobas morio, 1983 nucleotides. RefSeq lists its product as uncharacterized. The record is from RefSeq and is a predicted model, not a curated record. The transcript is spliced from 2 exons. Lineage: Eukaryota; Metazoa; Arthropoda; Insecta; Coleoptera; Tenebrionidae. The coding region runs from base 322 to 1923 and encodes 533 amino acids.